Messenger RNA from Zeugodacus cucurbitae (melon fly), 2382 nucleotides. RefSeq names its product RCC1-like G exchanging factor-like protein. Lineage: Eukaryota; Metazoa; Arthropoda; Insecta; Diptera; Tephritidae. The record is from RefSeq and is a predicted model, not a curated record. Bases 114 to 1481 code for a protein of 455 amino acids. The transcript is spliced from 2 exons.
GCUGUUGAUACGGAAACAGUUGUUGUAAACUGUUCUAAUUCAUUCCAAUUCAGGUGGGGUGGAUUCUCCUUUGCUAAAUUUCAUAAUAAAUAAUCCUUAAAUCGAUUGCAAAAAUGUUGCGAAACUUAAAAAUAAUUUACCGACUGUCAGAUCGUCAAUAUACUACGAAAGCAAAACGGAGUGUUUUAAUGCAAGACAAAUCGAAGAUUUUAACUUACACUCCCAAAGUAUCAGAUCCGAAACAGCGUCGGGUUUAUGCUUGGGGCUUUCAAGAGACAGGAGCUUUGGGUCUACAAAGUAAUAUCCGCAAAUCGAAGGAGCGUUACACCGAAAUGGUACAUCAUCCAACACGAAUGCAGUUCUCAGUUAACACAGAUAUUACAGAUAUUGCAGCCGGUUAUGGAUUCUCUGCGUUUGCAGUGCAGCGUUCCGAUGGUCAGACACUCUUUGGUUCUGGAUUAAACACUGAUUCCCAGUUGGGAUUUCAAGUUAAGGGUAGCAUAAAGGAGCCCACAAAAUUAGAUGUAAUAAUCUAUCCUACCGCCAUAAAUCUGCCAAGGCGCGAAAAUGAAACUGACGCAGACAUGCAAGUGCGUUGUAUGGCAGCUGGACGCGCACAUUUGGUUGUAAUUACACAAAAUGGCACCAUUUUCACAAUGGGUAACAAUGCCUAUGGUCAGUGCGGGCGUGCUAUAAUCGAAAAUGAAGACUAUCGUGGUAGUGCGCUUAUACACCGUAUAUCCGAAACGGAAAUUUGUAAGCCAGAUGAUGAAAUUGUCUCUGUACAAUGUGGACAAGAUCACACUAUGUUCCUAACAAAAUUGGGUUGUGUAUACACAUGUGGCUGGGGUGCAGAUGGCCAAACAGGAAAAGGGCAUUACGAAACAAGUGGUGAAAUUGACUUAGCCAAAGGAGAUAUCACUGGCGAACGUAUAGUGAAAUUGACAUGCGCUUCCGAUUGUGUUUUAGCUUUAAACGAUAAAGGAGAAGUAUUUGGCUGGGGAAAUUCUGAAUAUGGACAACUAGAUGAUAGCGAAAAUGCCGAGACUCAAGUCAAUACACCGCGCGCAUUAACCUUAACUAAAGGCAUAGGAAAGGUGAAAGAUAUAGCAGCCGGCGGCUCAUUUUGCAUGUUAUUAAACGAGGAGGGACUUGUAUAUACCUGGGGUUACGGUAUACUCGGAUUUGGUCCUUAUGUGGAGCAAACUUCGAAACCACAACAAUUAUUACCACCUUUGUUUGGGCGUAAUGACUUCAGUGACCAAACUAGUGUGACGUCUAUCGGGUGUGGUGUAUUUCACAUGGGUGCAAUAAACUCUGAUGGUGAUCUCUUUAUGUGGGGCAAGAACCGUUUCGGUCAUCUUGGAUUGGGUCACAAAAAAGAUCAAUUUUUCCCCUUCAAAACAGCAGUGAAUGGCAAAGUAAUUAAAGUUGCUUUUGGUGUUGAUCAUACAUUGGCACUGUGUCGGCCAUUUAUAUAAAUAUUUCUAUUGUAUUGAAGGUUGAAUAACUGGAAACAUAUAUUUUAAGUAGUUUUAAGCAAACUUAGCAUAAUAAAUAAAUUAAAAAAUAAAACGUUUAAAUCUACAUACAUAUAUCUACUAAGGUCAAAGGUAAAAUUUUGUGGCCCUUCCACCCUCCAUUGACAAGGUUAAACAAUGGUUUUUCCGAGGUGUAAUAUCCCAAAAAUUCAUCAAAAUAAUUUCCCAGUACAUCUAACAAGUAUGAAACCGUCCUCUAAUUAGUGAAAUAAUAAGACAACAACAACUAAGACUUGAAGUGGAUUUUCCUUUAUUAACAUCAUAUUUUAACAUUGAAAAGUUGAUUUAUUGCAUUUCUGGUUCUCAUUAAAUAUCGAAUGAAUCGUAAAAAGCAAUUAUAUUGAUAUGUUGAAAAUUUAAAUUGUUCAACUAAUUUUUAUGUCGAAAAUCGAGAGAGCAUUCUUUAGUAGUUGCUGCAAACGAUUCAAAACAAAACUCGGCAAUCAUAUGCAUAUAUUAUAAAAUAUAUAUAUUGGGGCACUUUCAAAUGAUACAAAAUGGAACUAGUGCAUCACAAUCGAUUAUAAUACAAUACCUUUUACAAUUAUGUAAAACAAUUUAUGAGUUAAAAAGAGAGGUUCCCAAUAAAAAUAUGAAUAUAUGUGUAAACAUUAUUAUAGUACAUUGGAAUAUUUAAAGUAUAUUACUAAAGCAUUUGUAAAGUUGUAAUAGGAAAUAAUUAUAAUGUAUAAACAGUGCGACAAUGAAGUUCAGUAUGCAUAUUUUAUCUUUAGUCAUAUUGUUGAAGACUCUCCCAAUUUUACUAACAACUUGCCUGAGACCUACAGCUGUUGGUGCUGCCGCACUGCGAGUUCAUGACAUACAUAUAUAUGUUAUUAUA